AUGGCUGCGGUCUCCCGGGGAGGGGAUAACGGGGCGGAGCUGCUGCGAUUGUCAGUUGAUUGUGGCGAUUGUUUUGGGGUAGGCGAGCGACGGCGUCUUGCCGCCCACGCCCGCGCCCACGCCCGCGCUCCAGGCUCCGGCGGUACAAUGAUUGUAUCUAAAAUUAAUGAAAUUUUGUUUCAUAGUAUUUUCUUAAAAUUUGCAAAUUGUAAAUCUACAUCUCAAAAAUUAAAUUUUUAA
Molecule: messenger RNA, 240 nt
Organism: Gryllus bimaculatus (two-spotted cricket)
Lineage: Eukaryota; Metazoa; Arthropoda; Insecta; Orthoptera; Gryllidae
Source: the annotation of a GenBank genome assembly